AUGGCGAUCGAUUCGUUACUAAAGUCAAUACUAGCCUACUCAAUUAGUCACCCUUUGCUUUUCACAGUCUAUGCUUUCACAGCUUGUAUUGUGGGCUAUGUUACAAUCACAGAGUUCCAGCGGGCCACAGUCCGCAUACCAGGCAUCUCAGGUCCUGUCGGUCUUCCAAUGAUUGGGAAUAUCCACCAAAUCCGAACCAACGCGGCAGAGCAAUACCGUCUAUGGGCUCAGCAGUAUGGUCCAGUCUACCAAAUCAUGCUUGGCAAUGUUCCCGUCGUUGUCAUCAACAGCGCGGCAUCUGCCCGGGAAAUAUUCGGUGCCAACUCUCAGGCAUUGAGUUCCAGACCAGAGUUCUACACUUUUCAUAAAGUCGUCAGUAGUACUGCGGGGACUACAAUCGGCACUUCACCCUUCUCAGACAGCUUGAAAAGGCGACGCAAGGGAGCAGCGAGUGCACUCAACAAGCCGAGCAUUAUGACUUAUAUUCCACAUAUCGAUACGGAGACAAAGGCAUUUGUGAAGGAGUUCCUUGAGUAUGGUGCGGCAGGGACGAAGCUCGUUGAUCCCAUGCCGAUGAUUCAGCGUCUAAGCUUGUCGCUUGCGCUGACCUUGAAUUGGGGAACACGUAUUGCCUCACAGUCUGAUGAUCUCUUCGACGAGAUCACCUAUGUUGAGGAAGAGGUGUCGAAGUUCCGAUCCACUACUGGCAAUUUACAGGACUACAUACCUAUCUUACGACUCAAUCCGUUCAGCGUUGGCAAGUCAAAAGCUCGUGAGAUGCGACGAAGACGUGAUGUGUACCUUAAGCGCCUAAAUGAUGAACUUGAUGAUCGUAUGGAAAAAGGUACGCAUCAGCCUUGCAUCCAGGCCAAUGUUAUCCAGGAUAAGGAGGCCAAGCUGAACAAAGAGGAGCUUACCUCUAUUUCUCUUACCAUGUUGUCUGGUGGUCUGGAUACACUCACAACACUGGUUGCGUGGUCUAUGGCUCUCCUUGCAGAGCGUCCAGACAUCCAGAACAAGGCUCUCGAAGAGAUCCGCAAAGUCUAUCCGCUGGAAUCAAGCAUUCUCUGCGAUGAGAACGACGACCAGAGCAUACCCUAUAUUGUAGCCCUGAUCCGGGAGUUCCUCCGCUUCUACACCGUACUCCGUCUAUCUCUCCCUCGAGCCUCGGUCAAAGACAUCCGCAGCUCGUUCAACAAAGGCGCCAUCAUCCCUGCGGGCACUGUGGUCUUCCUCAACGCCUGGUCCUGCAAUAUGGACCCCGAAGUCUGGGGUGACGACUACCUGACCUUCCGCCCAGAGCGCUGGCUCGAGCAGCCAGAUGCACCGCUCUUCACUUACGGUCUUGGUUACAGGAUGUGUGCAGGGUCGCUGCUGGCUAACAGGGAGAUGUACACCAUAUACCUACGGUUGAUCAGUUGCUUUGAGAUCCGGGAUGUGGUCGCUGAGGAUGGUGGUGCUGUUAAUACACAUCCUGUGAUGGGCGUGCAAGAUCAGACUCAGCUUGUUAGCGUGCCGAAGAGAUAUAAGGUUAGGAUGGUGCCGAGAGAUGAACAGCGUCUGGUCGAGUCAUUGGUUGGAUUUGAAGGGUAG
Lithohypha guttulata is the source of this 1593-nucleotide messenger RNA. RefSeq lists its product as uncharacterized. The transcript has a single exon. Gene Ontology annotation, molecular function: oxidoreductase activity, acting on paired donors, with incorporation or reduction of molecular oxygen; monooxygenase activity; heme binding. The coding region runs from base 1 to 1593 and encodes 530 amino acids. The record is from RefSeq and is a predicted model, not a curated record. NCBI's taxonomy places the organism in Eukaryota, Fungi, Ascomycota, Eurotiomycetes, Chaetothyriales, Trichomeriaceae.